CCUCCGCUCCGCUUCCCCGCAGCCCGUUCACCCUCCCCCGGUGCAAUAGCCAACGGGCCGGGUGCCGCUAUCCUCACUUCCACCGCCCCAGCUCCCUUCCCGAAUUGCAGGUUUGCCUCCCGCUUUCCGCAGGGGCGGGAAGGGCUGUUUCCAGGUUCGAUGCCCGGCACUCGGGUUCCGGGUGAAGCAGUGUCCGGCCCGUCAGCUUGCUUGUCCACAACCUGGGGUACCAGCCCUUGCAGAGCUCCUCUUGGAGAGUUAAAACUCCCCAGAACUCCGCGAGUAAACAGGAGGCAGAAUUUAAGCUGCCCCCACAGCCUCCUUGGUCAAGCAGCCCCUGCUGGCCCCCGAGGUGCGAGCUGUGCCUGGUUCCCAGCCCCGAGGAGCAGCUACACCAGGCGCGUGUGCUCUGUUGCACCAGGUUAGACUGAGGACCGCCACCCCUUCAGAGGAGAAAAAUGUCUUUAUUUAACUGAAAACGAGCGCUAGACAGUAAUGGAACUUCAGACAGCAAAGUCCGCCGAGUAUAAAAGAAACUGGUUUAGUCUACAUUAAUAACCUCAUGAUACGCCAAUGUCAAACGCUUCCAUGCUACUACCACCAAACAGCUCCGUGGUUCUCGCUGUGACGGGCACAGCGGGAGGAUUCGAGGCCCUUGGCCCGGCUGCAGGGGAACCGCGUCCAAACCGCUACCCCGGGCGUGCUGGCGGCUGCUUUUCUCCAGCUACAACAAAUCCCCGUAAACCAAAGCAGCUCGGAUUGCGCACGUCAGUCCCACGGGCACCCUCUUGGUCGUCGCUCAGCGUGACACAGCACAGCCACCCUCCAGCUCAGUUAAGCCCAAACGCUAUGUUUAUUGAGGACUUCUAAUACCGUGAUACCUUGGUUCAGUAAUUGGUGAAAUAUCUAAAUACCGUUAAAUAUAGUUUUUUUUUUUUUAAAAAAACCCUAACCAGACUCCGGACUAAACAAGAUGAACGUUAAACUAAAAAGUUAGAAGGGACGCUGUUUACAUUAACACUUUCUUUAAAAAAUAUAAUUGUUUUUUCUUAAGUCAAUUAACCACAGUGGUGAGACGUGCUCUCUUUUUCAGCCGUUACAGUGCAGCGUGCAGAGUUUUCCUUCCCGGAUCACACCAGCCCCGCUGUAACCGAACUGAAAGGGACAACGUGCACCCGUGUGCAGGACGGUGCUGUCUCCCCAUCGCGUGGAAAAGAGUCGUGUGUCACCACUGUGCCACAGGGCAGCCGAAAACCAGGAGUCUCUUGGUCAAAGCCGGUGACGCGGUUGGAAAACCUUCCGCGUUCGAAUAGAAAAGUCCGUGUGAAGAGGAUCAGUCCAGAGGAGCCACACUCGCGUGUCUGUCCCGAGUUAUCAGUCAAUGUACUGCGAUAGCCAGCGGAAGCCUUCGCCGUAGCCUUGCCUCUUGAGCACGCUGCACAUGAACACCUCCAUGGGACGCGCGUUCAGGUCUUUCAGUGGCACGUUUCCCUGCGGAAAUCCAAAAAAGGGGUCAGAACCGCAGCCCUGCCGCCCUCGGGGAAGCGGGAAAUCCCGCUCCCGUGGGACUUUCGGAGCCAGCAGUUAGAAACACCAAACCAAACCAUUUCCGAGGCAGAAAGCAAUCGUCACGGUGCAGAUAAGACAGUGCCAAGAGCAGCCUCGGGCUGUUAUACUACCCUCACCCAGCGCUGCUGAUCAGUUCUCUCUAAAUGUCGUGUUUUUAAACCGUGAAAACAUGGAAAUGCAGAGUAAUGAAGCCAGAAGAGCACGACGAUGUUAAAACACCAGCUUGACACCUCAUGCCCUCAUCGUUAUAGAGCCCUGGACACCACCAAGGACCCCUGCCAGAAGGUGAAGUGCAGCCGGCACAAGGUGUGUGUGGCGCAGGGCUACCAGCGCGCCAUGUGCAUCAGCCGCAAGAAGCUGGAGCACAGGAUCAAGCUGCCGGGCGCCAAGGGCCACGGGGGCUGCAAGCCCUGCCAUGCCGCCCCGCUCGCCGCUGUCUGCGGCUCUGACGGCCACACUUACAGCUCGGCGUGCAAGCUGGAGCAGCAGGCGUGCCUGGCCAGCAAGCAGCUGACGGUGCGGUGCGAGGGGCAGUGCCCCUGCCCAACCCCGCACGCUCCCACCGGCGAUGGCAAGCAAGAGCCGUGCACCGGGCAGGACCUGGCCGACCUGGGUGACCGCCUGCGCGACUGGUUCCAGCUCCUGCGGGAGAAUGCCAAGCAGAACGGCUCCGGCGGCCUCCCCGCCAGCCCUGCCACCGCGCUGGAGAGGAGCGUGGCGGCCAGCUGCAAGGAGGCAGUGGGGUGGAUGUUCGCCCGGCUGGACACCAGCGGGGAUCUGUUCCUGGAGGCGGCCGAGCUGGCCGCCAUCAACCUGGAUAAGUACGAAGUUUGCAUCCGCUCCUUCUUCAACUCCUGCGACACCUCCAGGGACGGCCGCGUCUCCGCGCCCGAGUGGUGCUUCUGCUUCUGGAGGGAAAAGCCGCCCUGCCUCAGGGAGCUGGAGAAGAUUCAGAUCCAAGAAGCAGCCAAAAUGAAGCCGGGCACCUUCAUCCCCAGCUGCGAUGAGGACGGGUACUACCGGCGGGCGCAGUGCGAGCCAGGCGGCGGGGAGUGCUGGUGCGUGGACCAGCACGGGGCCGAGCUGACGGGCACCCGCGGCCACGGCAGCCCCGACUGCGAGGAGGCGGCAGGGUUUUCGGGCGACUUUGGGAGCAGCGUGGGCUGGGAGGACGAGGAGGAGAAGGAGCCAGAAGAGGCGGGCGAGGAAGGCGAGGAAGAGGAGGGUGAAGCAGGCGAGGGCGACGACGGCGGCUACAUCUGGUAGAGGAGCAGGAAAGCCCGGCGAGCGGCACGGCCGGGUGGCAGCCCCCCAACCGGGGGUCCCUGUGACCCCCCCACUGCCGGAGGGGCAUGGGGUGGGUGUGUGUCCCCCAUCCCGGCCCCGUGUGGGACGGGGUGUCGGGGGGCUCGCCCGAGGAGGGGUGAGCAGGGUGGGGGGCCCACACUUGUGCGAAUUUGAGCUUUUUUUUGUUGUUUUGGGGUAGAGCCCCCUAGGCCUAGUGUGCUGCGGCGUGGUCUUCAACCGGGCACGCGGAGCUAAUAAAAGUGGGAAAAACAUUAAAAACAAAGAAAACCCCAUAGAGAAGCUGCCCCCCCGCCCCCCGCAAUGCUCCCCGUGCUGUGCUUGCGCGGCUGCCCCGGCCCCCGGUGUUGUGUAGCGGCUGUGAAAUAAAUACCCUGUGCUGUGUCAAA
Columba livia (rock pigeon) is the source of this 3263-nucleotide messenger RNA. RefSeq names its product testican-2-like. The transcript has 10 exons. Gene Ontology annotation, molecular function: extracellular matrix binding; calcium ion binding; protein binding. Bases 1777 to 2835 code for a protein of 352 amino acids. NCBI's taxonomy places the organism in Eukaryota, Metazoa, Chordata, Aves, Columbiformes, Columbidae. The record is from RefSeq and is a predicted model, not a curated record. Gene Ontology annotation, biological process: anatomical structure development.